This is a messenger RNA of Chroicocephalus ridibundus (black-headed gull), 1653 nucleotides long. It is a transcript of the gene GFRAL, whose product is annotated as GDNF family receptor alpha like. Gene Ontology annotation, cellular component: signaling receptor complex; external side of plasma membrane. Gene Ontology annotation, molecular function: signaling receptor activity. The coding region runs from base 1 to 1653 and encodes 550 amino acids. The record is from RefSeq and is a predicted model, not a curated record. The transcript is spliced from 10 exons. Lineage: Eukaryota; Metazoa; Chordata; Aves; Charadriiformes; Laridae. Gene Ontology annotation, biological process: nervous system development.
AUGGCCGCGCUCCUCUGCCUCGUGUUGUUCAUGUACUUCACAAGUAUAUCUACUGCCCAGACUAAUGACUGUCUGCACUUGAGGGAGCAAUGUAUAAAUGCUGCAAAUGGAUGUGAGAGCACCUGGAAUGUUCUUGAAGAUAUCUGCAAUAUUUCAGUUCUAGGUAAUAGAUGCAAGGCAGAAGACGUUAUUGGAUGUAAUAGAAUCAUCCAGGUCCUGGCUGACGAAUACCCAGAAUUUAAAAACUGUGUCUGCACUACAGAUGAUUUCUGUAGCAUCACGACUUUGCUUGGGAAACAGUGCAGCAUUAAUAAAGAAUAUUUGGAAACUUCCUCAAGACCAGAUACCGAACUGAGUUUUAGGCAACACAGAAACCCCAAACACCAAAGACACCCAGAAGAAUUAGAGAAUGACUGCAGAAUUGCAAAACAAACCUGUCAAGAGGACUCUUACUGCUUUUUAGUGUAUAAGAGCUUCCAGCGAGCAUGCCGGGCAGACGUGGCGAAAUGUAGGCUCCCGAUGUUCAACCAGGAGUGUUUGUCAGCGUGGAAAGAACUGAGGAAAACAGUGCUGGGAGAGUGCAAGUGCCCCGAGCCACUUCAGAUGAGAUGCGUUAAAAUAUGGCAGGGAAUAUUUAACAACCCUUGUUUACAAUACUCUCAAGAGAACCAAGCUUCAGCAGCUAGUGAAAAUGAUGGUGAUGAUGAUGAUGAUGAUGGAAAUCAGGACACCGACACAGACAAUAUUAGUACAGAAACAAAAUUACAGUGGAGUUUAUCUGCUCUCUCCAAACAAGCAUACACAGCAAACAGAACCUGUUUGGAUGUGAACAAGGAGUGUGUUGAAGAUGAAGUAUGUAACAAACAGUUGUCCCUGUACCUUAAGGUUUGCUCAGUAAAUAAGAAGUGCAACAUGGAAGAAUGUCAAGCAGCCAUAAGGUUCUUCUACCAAAACAUGCCUUUUGAAGUGGCCCACAUGAUGACAUUUUGUGAUUGCAUCCAGGCUGAUGAAUCCUGCCACAGAGCCAAAGAACUUCUCCAUGGCAAGCCCUGUGCAGUUACUGCAGUUCCACCCCCAUCGUGUCUGAAUGUAAUCCACAUGUGCGAAGAGAACGAAUUGUGCAGGAAAAAAUACACAAAUUUUCGGUCAAAGUGUUGGAGGCAUGUGACGAAAAAAUGCUACGAUGAUGAAGCUUGUCUUGAAACUUUAAUCAAGGAUGACAUGCCCUGUUCUGCAAACGCUGAUUGCAAAGCAGCCUACAUCAGCAACUGGGGCACGAUGCUGCGGGUGGAGUGCACCUGCCAGAAUUUGCCUCCCGCAGAGCAGUCUUUGUGCGAGCUCUUCCAUCACAUGCUCCACAGCAAAUCCUGCUUCAGUGAGUUACGUCAAAUUCCCAUUAAGAAGAAAGGUUUUCAUUGGGUAAACACAGAAAUGCCGGGAGAAAAGCUUUCCAGAGCACAGUUCCAUUCUUCUUCAAUUAAUGGUGAAACAGUCUACGUUAUUGCCUAUUCCUCCUGCAUAGUUCUCAUCCUAGGAAUAGUCCUGUUGACUCUCCUAAAGAUCAGAGCCUGCAGAACAAAACAUGAGUCAAGAAGUCCCUCGCCAGACCAUUCUUCUGAAACAUUUAUGGUCCAUUAUAAAAGUCACAGAUGA